AUGACUGCUCUCCAGAACCCAAAGGGAAUAGCCAUUGCAUCGAGAAGGGGGAUGGAGAAAAUCAUCUACGACUUCUACUCUGAUCUCUUCGACAGCCAUGUCCACUUGCCUCCUCACCAUCUGAGGGAAGGCGGACAAGUCAUUCCAGAGGUUCUCCCGUCCGAAAUACGACAUGCUAUCAUGUCGGUAAAAAAUCGUACGGCAUCCGCUCCCGACAGAAUAAGACCAGAACACCUGAAGAGCCUUCCGCCAGUACUCAUCAACACCCUGGCGAGGCUCUUUACACGUUAUCUGUCGGAAUGCAGGGUUCCUAAACAGUGGAAGAUCAGCAAGACCGUGUUGUUGUAUAAAAAGGGAGAUCCACAUGACAUCGGCAACUAUCGUCCAAUCUGCCUACUGUCCGUCAUCUACAAGCUCUUUACAAAAGCGAUCCUUAAUAGGAUUGAAAAAGUCUUGAAGGACAGCCAUGCGAGCAAGCAGGGUUUCGAAAAGGAUUCAGCACGAUUGACCACUGUUUCGAAACUUAUCAAGGUAUCACGAGAGUACAAGAUGCCGCUUUGUCUCACCUUCAUCGCCCUAAAGAAGGCCUUCGACUCAGUUGAGACGGAAGCGGUCGUGGAAGCCAUGGACAACCAAGGAGUCCCUACUCAGUAUAUAAAGGUACUUCGAGAGUUGUACAGUAACUUCACGACCGGAAUUUCGUCAUUCUACAAGAACAUCAUCAUUGACAUUAAGAGGGGGUGA
This is a messenger RNA of Necator americanus (New World hookworm), 744 nucleotides long. RefSeq lists its product as uncharacterized. The record is from RefSeq and is a predicted model, not a curated record. The transcript has a single exon. The coding region runs from base 1 to 744 and encodes 247 amino acids. Lineage: Eukaryota; Metazoa; Nematoda; Chromadorea; Rhabditida; Ancylostomatidae.